AUGGUGAAAACUAGGGCACAGGCAAAACUCAAAAACAAAACAGUCCAAAUGACUUCUGAGGCUCCUGAGUCCACCUCACCAAUCACUGUCACCGAGACCGAACACGCGGUCAGAAUCUUGGCUAGCGGUCCAAUAACGACGGAUCGCACGGCCGAGUCUAUGGGAGAGAAAGCAGUAAUGGAGGAUCUGAUGGCGAAGUAG
Molecule: messenger RNA, 201 nt
Organism: Prunus armeniaca (apricot)
Lineage: Eukaryota; Viridiplantae; Streptophyta; Magnoliopsida; Rosales; Rosaceae
Source: the annotation of a GenBank genome assembly